Messenger RNA from Trachemys scripta elegans, 1886 nucleotides. It is a transcript of the gene CACTIN, whose product is annotated as cactin, spliceosome C complex subunit. The record is from RefSeq and is a predicted model, not a curated record. Lineage: Eukaryota; Metazoa; Chordata; Testudines; Emydidae. Gene Ontology annotation, biological process: negative regulation of innate immune response; mRNA cis splicing, via spliceosome. The transcript has 9 exons. Gene Ontology annotation, cellular component: cytoplasm; spliceosomal complex. The coding region runs from base 52 to 1617 and encodes 521 amino acids.
GACCCUUGCUGGGCCGGAAGCGGCCGCACGGCGGAGAGCAGCGACGCGCCGAUGGGGUCCGGGUCGCGGAGCCCUGCGGGGCGCUCGCGGCACCGGAGCCGCAGGGAGGCGGGCGGGUCCCGGGAGAGGAGGCGCCGCCGGUCCCGCUCCGGGUCCAGCGGCGCCAGCAGCGAUGGAGGCGGCCGGGCCCGGGGUAGCGAGACGCGGCGGCGCAGGAAGCCGGGCUCGGGCUCGGACUCUGAUGAGAGAAAGAGAUGGAGAAAGAAGAAAAGCAGAAGCAGGGACCGGCACCACAAAAGCCAGAAGAAACACCGCGCUCGGUCACGGGAUCGCUCGUCUAGCUCAGACUCGGAGGCAGAGAGAGAGAAGAAAAGAGGCCGCAGCAGAGAGAGGAGAAGAAAGCGAUCCAGUUCCAGGUCUUCUGUGUCUUCCGUCACAUCUCCCUCUCCUUCACGUGAGGAGCUGGGGCAACAGCUGAGCCUUCAGGAGCGACUCAGACUGAAAGAGGAGAAGAAGAAGCAGGCUGAGAUGAUGAAGGCAUUGGAAACACCGGAGGAGAAGAGGGCUAGGCGGCUGGCAAAGAAGGAAGCCAAAGAGAGGAAAAAGCGUGAGAAGAUGGGCUGGGGGGAGGAAUACAUGGGCUACACCAACACCGAUAACCCCUUUGGGGACAACAACCUGCUAGGCACCUUCAUCUGGAGCAAGGCCCUGGAGAAGAAAGGGAUCGGCCACCUGGAGGAGAAAGAACUGAAGGAGAGAAACAAACGAAUCCAGGAGGACAACCGCCUGGAGCUGCAGAAGGUGAAGCAGCUGCGCUUGGAACGGGAGCGAGAAAAGGCGAUGCGCGAGCAGGAGCUGGAGAUGCUGCAGCGGGAGAAAGAGGCGGAGCACUUCAAAACCUGGGAGGAGCAAGAGGACAACUUCCACCUCCACCAGGCCAAGCUGCGAUCAAAAAUCCGGAUCCGGGACGGCCGUGCCAAACCCAUCGACUUGCUGGCCAAGUACAUCAGUGCAGAGGAUGACGACCUGGCAGUGGAAAUGCACGAGCCUUACACAUUCCUGAAUGGCCUGACGGUCUCCGACAUGGAGGAUCUGCUGGAGGAUAUCCAGGUUUACAUGGAACUGGAGCAGGGCAAGAAUGUGGAUUUCUGGAGGGACAUGACCAUUAUCACUGAGGACGAGAUAGCCAAACUCCGUAAACUAGAGGCUUCUGGGAAAGGCCCAGGAGAGCGCCGAGAAGGAGUCAAUGCCUCCGUCAGCUCAGACGUGCAGUCGGUGUUCAAGGGGAAGACGUACAACCAGCUGCAAGUGAUCUUCCAAGGGAUUGAGGGCAAGAUCCGAGCCGGGGGGCCCAACCUGGACAUCGGUUACUGGGAGAGUCUGCUGCAGCAGCUUAAAGCGUAUAUGGCCCGGGCCAGGCUUCGGGAGCGGCACCAGGACGUGCUGCGCCAGAAGCUGUACAAGCUGAAGCAGGAGCAGGGAGUGGAGAGUGAGCCGCUUUUCCCCAUCCUGAAGAAGGAGCCGUCUUCUCCCAGCGACAGGGGUGCGCCAGGCCGCUGCAGUCCCAGCAGGGGGUGUCACAGUUGGCACGUCAGGAGCAGGGCGAGACUGACCUGAGCUGGGGGAAGGGCCCUGGACAUGGUGAGUUAGUGCCCUGCUCCGCUGAACACUGUUGUUUCUGAGCACUUCCCUCCACGCCGCCCAAGGCUUUCUGCGGCUGGAGACGGCAGCGGUCGGUCUAUUGGUACCAGUGAGAGGUUGCACCCGUCCAGUGCUGGGAGUAGAACCCAUCACUAGGCUGGCAGCCACACUGCCUUUGGACAGACGGGCUUCGUAGCUCCCUGGAGCCCCGGCUCUGCCCCCAAACCACCCCCUUCUAGAGCCAG